UGCCUUGUGAACCAGUGAAUGCGUUUGUGACUGGUGUUUGGGUUGAACAGCUGAGCAGAAGGUGACGCAGAUACAUUAUUCAGAUCCUGUACGUUUAUUUGGAUUAUAUUUCGACAAUUCACCUAAAUUAUAACAAAACUUAGCGUAAGAAAGAAUCGCAGAAACAAUGUUCAGCAGUGUAACAAGUUAUUUCUUUGGUGGAUCAACUGAGUCAGAGCAAAACGAUGUUGAUCUCCAGACAAAGCCAGCACCAGAGAAAGAUCAAGACUGGAUUCUUGUUGAUUUACCAGAGAAAUCACCUGUGCCUUCUAUAAUACAUACACCAACAUGUAGUGAUAGUGAAUCGGACAACCAACGAAGCUCAAACAAUGGUUCUCCGUGUUCUCAGGGUUCACCUGUAUCACGAUACUGUUUACAUUCUAAAAAAGGUUGUUAUAAUGAAAAUUGGAUAAUCACACCUCCACCAUGUUUUCUAGCAGGGGGAAGUAACUCAUCAAAUGUAGAGAUGACACCAAUGGAAAAUUUAUUAAUAGAACAUCCAAGUAUGUCAGUCUACAACAGUCGAUGUUCAGGCAGCACAGGUGAUGCAAGUGACUUAUCUGAAUCAUCCAACGAUGAUCAGUCGCCCUCGGCAACAAGAAAAAUCCUUCCAAGAAAAGUCAAGACUGCAAUGGCACGACAAGAUCCAAGGAAACCAAACGCAGUGGCAGCUAGAGCAGGAAUGGUAACACAGAUCCAAAUGGUCAAAAGUUCUCAAAGAUCUCUGAAACAAUCUGACAGCAAAAAACUUUCACGUCAUAAUCUACAGCGACUCAACAAAUCCUUAAACCACCAGAUUGGGGGUGGUAAACCCUACAACAAAUCAGGACGCAUUCAUUGUCCAGCUGGACGUAGCAACUCUCAGAUGAAGCACUGAUUGAACUCUUCCAGAAUUUUAGCAAUAAAUGUUAAAUUUUAGUUUUUAAGGUGUAAGUAGAUAUUUUAUUCCAAUUUGUGUAAGUUAUUUUAUUAUUGUUGACAUACACUUUGAUCCUGUUAGAUAAUGUUGUUAUUUGUAUCAAGUUUUUACAGUGUUAUGAAAUAACCUCAGUUUAAAUGCAUAACUUUAAAACUUUUGUGUAAUCUGCAGUCUAUAGUCAUUAAUUUUAAUGCUUUUUGAUCUGUAUUAAAUCUUGCAACUUAAGAAUGUAUUUUUAUUUCAUUGUCUUAGUAUGUAAUCAUUAAAUGUUCAAGUGGAAACACUUGCAUUCAUGUAAGGUUUAUUAUCAGUGAAUUAUUUUAUUUCUUGAUGUCAGAUCAGUGACAAUGUAACAUAAUUAUGCUGCAAAGACAUUUAAUAAAAGGUAUAAUUGUUGUAUAUUGUACAGAUGUAUAAAAUGAAAAGAAAUAUCUGCAUUUGUUAUUAUUUUUUUUAAAGUAUGUAAUAAUGAACAGAAUGUACAUGCAUAUUAAGGAACUCAAUAAGAACAUAAUCUACAUUUAAUGUAUUGAUUUAUACAAUGCUAAGAAAAGAUGAUUGGAAAUUUGCUUAUGAAAAUCAUAUUCAGUGUGAAUGACAAUUAAGUAUAAGCUGUACAUAUAUAUCUUGAACUACGCGUGUAACAGAUAAUUUAAAACUAAUUGAAUUUGAUGCUAAAUGUGUGCAAUAAAUAGAUUUUAUUACAAUUAAAUUCUAAUAUAUUUAUAUCUUAUAAGGUAGAGUAGAAUUUAAAAUAUGUUAUCAGGAAUAUUUUUGAUUUCAGAAUGUUUUUUGUACAGAUAUCAUUAUAAUUUAAGUGGUUAAAACCUCAGGACACCAACUAGAUCAGACAUGUAUUCAGUAAAUUAGAUCAAGAGUUCAAACUGAUUAAAAUAUAUAUCACCCACCAGCUAACCUUUUUCUUUAUUCAAAUUAUUGAGUUAAGAAAAUGUUUGAGAAAUGAAAACUUGAUCAGUGUAAAAUUUCAAAUCACUGUCUGAACUGGUAAAUGUUAUAGAAAUAGAAGCUGACACGUUUUGAAUUUUAAACCACCGCCAAUUAACUUUUUUUAUCCUUCUAAUCUAAAAAAUCAUGUACAAUUCUCCACACAUUUUUUAACCAUAUGAAUUUAUGAUGCCAAUGUUUAAUGACAUCCCAUUGUGAAUAAAAUAUCAUAAUUUUGCCAUCACACAUGUAAAUAUAAAUCAUCUAUGCAGCUUUACAUUAUCAGAUUAUAAUUUGAUCAAAUCUGUGAUAUAUGAUAUAAAAUUCAGUCAAAAUAUUCUCCACAAUGGGUAGUAAUAUAUGCGGGUCCUAUGUAAAUAAUUAGCUUAAUUCUUGUAAAUAUUGAUACUUGAAGAUAACAAAGUCUCUACUAACAUCAGAAGAUAUGAGACUCAGAGAGUUGAGAAAUACAUCUUUGUAAAUACUGCUUUAAAGAUUGGAUAAAAAUAUAAGAAAGAAGAGAUUUGUUCAUUUGUAAUAAUAAUUAAGGUGCUGUGUUGACUAUUUAUAGAACUUGGGUAAAUUUUAAUUUUUAAAUUCAUAUAUGUUCCAGAAAAUAUCCUGAUUUAAUAUAUCAUCAUUUGUACGUUUGGCACAUGAAACAAUAUAGAGUAAACGAAAAUAAUACUUUGACAUGAUUCACUGAGAUCUGUCAGUGGAAAUCAAAAGGCACUUCUCAGAUAAGUUUUGUAGUCUAUGGAAUUGACUAAGGUUUUAACACAGUCUAAAAUAUUUUUCUACGUUUGUCUUUUGUCAAAAUUUCAAAAAGUGUAGGAAUUCAGGAUAUUCAUGCAAUUGAUUCACUGAAUGGGUAAAGAAGUCCCAAAGGCGACCAUAAAGGAAAUGUUUCGGGCAAAAAAUUCCAACCUGUCUUUCUUAACAAAUUUGAUGGUGUAUUGACAUUCUUCUUCAAAAAGGAAUAAGACUUCUUCUAAAAAAGGCAUAUGAUUUCAUAAACAAUAUAGUGUUUAAGACUUUAAGUGGUUAAAUUUAAAGAUAUUUUUAUCCAAUCUUUAAAUCAGACUUUAGCUUCAUCAACUUGGUAAAAGAUCUCAGUCUUAUUUGUUUGGUGCAUACUUUUAGUGAGAUCCAGAAAUGUGAGAAAUAGUUAUGUGGUCAGGAAACGUCUGAGAGAAUUCUGUUAAAAUGUGAAAAUGUAACAUUGAGUGAAUAAUCUUAACAUUAAACAAAACUUUAGCAAACCAACAGUCAUUUUGAAAUGUCCAAAUUAUGUAAUGCAGAUUUUUUUUUUACAUUUUAAGAAUAUCAUAUAUUCUAUUAUUGCAUGUUCCAUUUUUUAACACAAAAAAAAAUCAAAAAAAGAUAUUAACAAAAACAAAAAAUUAAUUAAAAUCAGAAACUAAUGUGAUAAAAAAUGGAAAAUAGUGAAAUCGUAUAAAAAAAAAUGAGAAAAAAAAGUUAAAAAUGUAAUAAAAAGCCCAAAAUAUUGUCAUAGAAUUUAAACAUAUGUGUUUUUUUUUAUAUACAUACACACUCACACUUCUGUCUACACCUUACAAGAAAGAUAUCAUAUUGGACUACCAAUACUUCAAUAUGAGCAAACUGUUUAACAACUUUUACAUGCUAAAUUACUUUUUAGAGUAAAUAAAAAUUCCUUGUCUUGCCAUAGAUACCAAAAUCACAGUCAUAUUUUAUUUAACCAUAUUUUGUCAAAUCAUAGCCAAAACUUGUGUAAAUCAAUUCAACAUUAAAUUUAAUAUGAUAAUUUUUUUAAUAACCACUGUCUAAGAGGGAUUCUCCUUAGACCUUCAUUUUUAGAAACACUAGGUUUUCUCUCAGAUAUAUCAAAAAUAAAAUUCUCAGAAUUAUUUUGGAUUAAAAAGAUAAUUAUUUUUUAUUAUAGUUAAAUUUGAAACAAAUUUGUAGUCAUGUAUUGUUGGUUUUUUUUUUUCAUUGAAAAAAUGUAGUACUGUUAUUUUGUCAGAAUCUUCAAAAAUGUCGGUCUUAUCAAGUUUGAAAGUCUUAAACUGAAUUUUGAUCAGCAGUAGAUUUUAGUCAUUUCUAUUGGGGCUAAUUCUGUACCUCUUGAUAAAGUGAUGUUAAUUUGUGUAUGAUGUUGUGAGAGAGAUAUUAGGAAAUAACUAAAUGUGUAUUUUAUUGUUAACACAACAAUAAACUUGUUGCAGUUUA
Mytilus californianus (California mussel) is the source of this 4114-nucleotide messenger RNA. Its product is annotated as tumor protein p53-inducible nuclear protein 1-like. The record is from RefSeq and is a predicted model, not a curated record. Bases 167 to 916 code for a protein of 249 amino acids. NCBI's taxonomy places the organism in Eukaryota, Metazoa, Mollusca, Bivalvia, Mytilida, Mytilidae. The transcript has 3 exons. Gene Ontology annotation, cellular component: nucleus; autophagosome. Gene Ontology annotation, biological process: positive regulation of DNA-templated transcription; autophagosome assembly.